Helicoverpa armigera (cotton bollworm) is the source of this 1686-nucleotide messenger RNA. RefSeq lists its product as uncharacterized. The transcript is spliced from 5 exons. The coding region runs from base 322 to 1227 and encodes 301 amino acids. Lineage: Eukaryota; Metazoa; Arthropoda; Insecta; Lepidoptera; Noctuidae. The record is from RefSeq and is a predicted model, not a curated record.
CGUUGAUAAUUCCAGAACUCUUCUCCCAAACUGCAUUUUAUGCCAUUAUGUUUAUUGACAGGCGCUUGACAAAGUCAUAUUUUUAUGAGUCAAAAUUCUAAUAAUUUAAUUACACGAAGAAACCUUACAAAAAAACUGCAAAUCGGGAAUAUAAAUAGUAGAAAAAAAUGUGCUUUCGAGUUUGUGUUUAGUGUUCAUAGUACGUCAAAAUUAUUUGUGCCAGGCGAUCUAGAGUCCUAGUCUACUCGUGGUGUUUUUGUCAAAUUCAUAAUUCGAGUGUAGUGUUGUCAAUAUAGGCUCGUUACCAUAGGUCAGCAGUGGAUGAAGAUGAUGAAUGGUUGUUGUGUCAAGAUGUCAGGACCGAAAAUUGAACCGAAAGCCGGUGAAGCGACUAUUAACGCUGUGAGUGCGAUGUCUGACGGCACUCUAUACUCUAUACCGAAGAGAAGGAAAAACAUUGUGGAUAUGGUGCUGAAGAUCAUUGAUGGAGAAGGGCCUAAGCCUAUGAAGAACAUGAGGCCAGCUCAGAAAAACCGCAAUGGUGCCGAUCAUUUUUGCGAUGAACACCACGGCGAAUAUGAAAAUAGGUGCGAGCCUAGCAGAGACAGAAUAGGCCGAGUGCAGACGCACAACAACGCCUGCCCCAAAAUGUAUGACGAGCUUAACAAGAGGCGGUCUAUUGCUAAGCCCACCGCAAACGCUUACAUGUCAUACUCGAAUAUGCCUGCCGCAACAGAGUUCGAUCCCAACUGUCGUAUUUGCCUCAAUCUCAAAAACCAAAUGGAACCGCUGCCACGUAGGAGGAGGCCCAACAAGAAGCCUAGACAGCGCAGGAAUAAGCAAACAAGGAACAACAGGAACAGAAUAACCAAAACUAAGAAACCAAGGAGAUCCGCUUACCCAUCAAGAGAGUUCAAACUUUCAAGGAUUAGGACGAACAAAUGUUGCCAAUGUACGACUUAUUACGUGCCCGCAGCCGCCGAAUCGAAGAGCGUUUCAACUCUAGACGACCAUCUUGUACCACAGCCAAAUGUCAUGGUUCCUAUGACGUCCACUCAAGGAACGAACCAUGAAGGCCCAGAUGCGAAAGGAGUUAAUAUACCCGUUCAGAAUAAGCCCAGUAAGAAGUCUGAUAUCGAUUCUGGUAAUCCAGAGACAAAUAGCAAUCCUUCUGUGAGUAGUUAUAACAGUUUCAUGUCGAUGGAACAUGAGCCGAUGGUUGAAUGAAUUUAGGGGAAUCGUGAGAAGACGUGAUAGAUCAAGAGUUAGCUACUGUUAGACUGUCCUAAAUAUUAUAUGAAUCUACCUACAACUUGCGUCUAGUCGGUGGAAAUGGGCGUAAAACCAAUCUUAGUUUUUUCUAGAGUGAUAUCUCAUUUUUUUAAUUAAAAAUUAACAUCAAUACGGACCAUUUCUUUAUGAAAGCAACCUUUGAUUUCGUACAGGACUAAGCAUACCGCACACUACAAUUUAAAUUUAUCUAAUCAAUCAUUCAUACCCAUUGUAGGAUUUUAUGGCCCAGGUCCAGCGGCAGCAAAAACAUCUGUUUUACUUAAAAUAACUGUUUACUUUGGAACUUGUACGUGAAAAUUCAUAUUAAACAGUUGUUUUAAGAUGUCGGUGAAUUUUGGCCUUUAUAGUCUUUACCAACUUUAAGAUGGAUGCAAGCACAAAGUUCCAGUCUAU